CAACCAAUUACCCUCAGCUCUUUUUUUUAAUUACCUCUCUUCCUCUCUACUAAUCAGCUAGCUAGCUAGUGUUUGCUAGGUUCGUUAAUGGCGGACACUACUAGUGGGUCGGCGGCAGCCUCAGCAGGCGGCGGCGGAGUGAAGAGAUGGUGCUCGAUGCCGGAGAGGGUGCAGCUGCACAUGGCCAUGCUGGCCCUGCAGUUCGGCUACGCCGGCUUCCACGUCGUCUCCCGAGCGGCCCUCAACAUGGGCAUCAGCAAACUCGUCUUCCCCGUGUACCGCAACAUCAUCGCCUUCCUUCUCCUCCUCCCCUUCGCUUAUUUCCUCGAAAAGAAGGAGAGGCCCGCCAUCACUCUUUCUUUUCUUCUUCAGUUCUUUCUCCUCGCCCUUGUUGGAAUAACGGCAAACCAAGGGUUCUACUUGCUGGGUCUGGACAACACUUCUCCAACUUUCGCAUCCGCCAUACAGAACUCUGUCCCAGCAAUCACCUUCCUCAUGGCAGCCAUCCUCCGAAUAGAGCAGGUGCGGUUGAACAGGAAGGACGGGGUGGCGAAGGUGGCGGGGACGGUGCUGUGCGUGGCGGGGGCGACGGUGAUUACGCUGUACAAGGGGCCGACGAUAUACAGUCCGGCGCCGCCGCUGCACCAAACGACGCCGCUUUUCCUGGCGCUGGGAGACGCGAAGGGUAAGAACUGGACGCUGGGGUGCAUAUACCUGAUCGGGCAUUGCCUGUCGUGGUCGGGCUGGCUGGUGCUGCAGGCGCCGGUGCUCAAGAAGUACCCUGCUCGCCUCUCCGUCACCUCCUACACCUGCUUCUUUGGUGUCAUUCAGUUCCUCAUCAUAGCCGCUUUCAUGGAGCGAGACUCCGCCGCUUGGCUCGUUCACUCCGGCGGCGAGCUCUUCAGUGUCUUCUACGCGGGAGUGGUGGCAUCAGGGAUAGCUUUCGCAGUGCAGAUAUGGUGCAUAGACAGGGGAGGCCCGGUGUUCGUGGCGGUCUAUCAGCCGGUUCAGACCUUGGUCGUCGCCAUCAUGGCUUCCGUCGCUUUGGGCGAAGAGUUCUACUUGGGCGGGAUAAUAGGGGCAGUGUUGAUAGUGGGAGGGUUGUACCUGGUGCUGUGGGGUAAGAGCGAAGAGAGAAAGUUUGCUAAAGAGAAGGUGGUGAUAGCGUCCCCCGGGGAGCACGGGAGCAACGUGAGGACCGCAGGCCACGUCAAGUCGUCCCUCACCCGUCCUCUCCUCCCUCCCUCCACCGAGAGUGUUUGAGCAGCUCUGCUACCGCCCACAGUACCCCUCCAUACCCCUAACUGAUCUUUAACGACACUGUUUCAGCUGGGCUAAUGGACUACCAAUUAAACUACUACAUCGACCUACCCUCUUAUGGGUCUGUCCCCAUCGACCACUCCACCAGAAGGAAAAAUGCCAAAAAAAGAAAAAAAAAAAAAUGCCUGUGUGUGAAUGAACUUCUUUUUCCUUUCUCUUUUCUCUUUUAUUGAAAAGUCUUUUUUUUUUUUUUUGCUUUUGUUAUAUUCAAUCGUUUUGGGUUAGUAGGAAGGAGAGGGAGAGAGAGAGAGAGAGAGUGGAAGGGGGAUGAAUGUGAUGAUGAUAAUAUUUCUUUUUUGGAAGGGGGGCUUGGAAAUCCCUAUAUGCGUUUUGUUGGGUUAAUGUUUUGAUUUAUAAAUAUGGUUUGAUUUACA
Malania oleifera is the source of this 1694-nucleotide messenger RNA. Its product is annotated as protein WALLS ARE THIN 1. Lineage: Eukaryota; Viridiplantae; Streptophyta; Magnoliopsida; Santalales; Ximeniaceae. Gene Ontology annotation, cellular component: plasma membrane. The transcript has 6 exons. Gene Ontology annotation, molecular function: transmembrane transporter activity. The record is from RefSeq and is a predicted model, not a curated record. The coding region runs from base 88 to 1263 and encodes 391 amino acids.